Messenger RNA from Vicia faba (fava bean), 375 nucleotides. The record is from the annotation of a GenBank genome assembly. NCBI's taxonomy places the organism in Eukaryota, Viridiplantae, Streptophyta, Magnoliopsida, Fabales, Fabaceae.
AUGAAACUUCAAAGCGUUGCGAUCUUUGUUCUUUUUCUCUCUUUAUUUGUGUCUGUCUUUUCUGACACUGCUAGAACUGGUGACUGGACUCCAAUCAAGAACCUCAAUGAUCCAUUUGUGCAGGAGAUCGCUCAAAUUUUGUUGAAAGAACACGAAAAACAAUCUGAUGAAAAACUGAGUCUGGUGGCAGUGGUUAGAGGCGAAAGUCAGGAUGGGGCUGGAACCAAUUAUCGACUUGUGUUGGAGGCGAAAGAUGAAUCUGCUGCUACCAAUAUUUAUGAAGCGAUAUUUUGGGAUAAAUCCUUUACUCAUUUUAAGAACCUCGUUUCGUUUAAAAAAACUUACUUAAUCUUGCUUUUUUAUAAUAUUAUAUAA